This is a messenger RNA of Epithele typhae, 1686 nucleotides long. RefSeq names its product general amidase. The transcript is spliced from 9 exons. The record is from RefSeq and is a predicted model, not a curated record. The coding region runs from base 1 to 1686 and encodes 561 amino acids. Lineage: Eukaryota; Fungi; Basidiomycota; Agaricomycetes; Polyporales; Epitheliaceae.
AUGACUGCGCCGCCGGCAGAGAUGGGGGAAUGGAAACGUCAUGUCGCCGACAAACUCGAGCGGCGGAAAGCUUCUAUACCCAAGGAAUGGCUUAUUCCAGCGAUACCCGACAAUCAGACCGACGUAUCGGCCGUCCCAUACACUUGCGGCCUCCUUACAGAGAAGGAGAUUGAGAUCACGGAUGUCCCCGACGUGUCUAUCCUUUUACAGAAGCUUGCAUCUGGAGUAUGGUCCGCAGUGGAAGUCACGACGGCUUUCAGCAAGAGGGCCAUCAUCGCCCAGCAAGCGGUAAACUGUCUCACGGAGAUCUUCAUCGACAAGGCUCUGGAACGUGCGGCAGAGCUAGAUGCCUUUCUUAAGGAGCAUGGCACCGUGAUGGGUCCACUUCACGGCCUUCCUAUAUCCCUUAAGGACCAGAUCUGCAUCAAAGGAUUAGAAACUACGAUGGGCUACGCUGCAUGGAUCGGUAAAGUCGCAGAGGAUGACGCCGUACUCGUAAAGUUGCUCGUCAAGGCGGGGGCGGUCCUCUUUGUCAGGACAAAUGUCCCUCAGACACUGAUGUGGGGAGAGACCGCCAACAACGUGUUUGGGCGCACACAUCAUCCUUUGCAUCGUCGAUUCACCCCUGGUGGAUCGUCUGGCGGUGAGGGUGCGCUUAUCGCGAUGCAUGGCAGUGUAUUGGGUGUCGGCUCUGACAUAGGAGGCUCCAUCCGUAUCCCGGCGUCCUUUUGCGGUCUCUAUGGAUUCAAGCCAUCCAGCAACCGCCUUCCGUCGUAUGGUAUCGUCAACUCGCUUGAUGGUCAAGAAUCGGUCCCAUCUUCGCUCGGCCCACUGAGCAUCUCUCUCUCGGGUGUCUCGACACUCGUGCGAACGAUCAUCGAGGCAGAACCAUGGCGGUACUGUCCGAACACCGUCCCAAAACCGUGGUCCCAAGACGAAUUCGAGUUGAAGGGUCUUGGCGGAGGGAAGAAACUUUGCUUUGGCAUCAUGUGGGACGAAGGGUCAAUGAAACCUGUCCCACCUAUCCAACGGGCGUUGGAGAUGACCAAGAAGGCCCUUGAAAGCGCAGGGCAUACUGUUAUUGAUUGGCAGUCCUUGCGGCAUGCCGAGUAUGUUACCGUAGCGCGUUCGGCUUUCCUCAAUGACGGCAACGACGACUUCAACGCCAGUAUCAUAACCGGCGAGCCUCUAAUUCAGUCCAUGAACCCCGACGAAGACCCCAGCUAUGUUGCGCCAUGGCGUGUGCCUCGGCCGAAGGCCACCGCAUACGAGAUCUGGCAGUUGAACAAGGAGCGACGAGCGCUCCGAAAAGCGCUCCUUGAUCGCUGGGAGGCUACUUCCGCGCAGACGGGCACUGGCCGUCCGAUCGACGCACUCAUCUCUCCCGCGGGUCCUUACACUGCCGUGCCUCACGGGCAUGUUAGGUCGUCUGUCUAUACCAUUAUCUGGAACACGAUGGAUUACCCCAGCCUCGUCUUCCCAGUUACAAAAGUCGAUCCUGCUCUUGACGCCAAACCGAUACGCGAAGACUUCUGGAGUGAAGAUGACAAGUUUGUGUAUGAUACUUACGACGCCGAGAAGUUCAACGGGCUCCCUGCUUGUCUGCAAGUUGUCGGCCCUAACUUGCACGAAGAGCAAGUUUUGGGGAUCGGUGCCGUGGUGGAGGCUGCGCUGAAGGGAAUCUGA